AUGCUCAAAAAGUUUGGCAUGGAGACCUCCUCUAGUAGCAAAACACCAGUGAGUACCACAACUAAAUUGGACAAAGACGAAUCGGGUAAAUGCAUUGAUAUUACAAUGUAUCGAGGUAUGAUAGGAUCUCUCCUUUAUCUUACCGCUAGUAGACCCGACAUUAUGUUUAGUGCGUGCUUAUGUGCUCGUUUUCAAGCUUGUCUUAAGGAAUCCCACUUGCAUGCCGUUAAACGUAUUUUGAAAUACUUGCAUGGAACUUUACACCUAGGAAUCUAUUACCCUAGAAAUGUGGACCCUAGGUUACUUGGCUACUCCGAUGCCGACUAUGCGGGUUGUCUUAUUGAUCGUAAAAGUACCUCCGGGACUUGCCAAUUUCUCGGUCAAAGUUUGAACUCUUGGAGUAGUAAGAAACAAGUAUCCGUAGCUUUGUCAACCGCGGAGGCCGAAUAUGUAGCGGCCGGUUGUUGUUGUGCUCCAAUCCUAUGGAUUAAGCAACAACUUCUUGAUUAUGGUAUUGCCCUUGAUCACAUUCCCUUCAAAUGUUAUGUAGUAAUCGAAUUCAUCGAUACUACUAAUCAAUUUGCGGAUAUUUUUACCAAGCCUCUAAAUGAGGAUCGUAUGCAUUUUAUCAUUCGAGAGCUUGGUAUGCUUGAUGGGAGUACUUUGAACUAA
This is a messenger RNA of Mercurialis annua (annual mercury), 672 nucleotides long. RefSeq names its product secreted RxLR effector protein 161-like. Bases 1 to 672 code for a protein of 223 amino acids. The transcript has 2 exons. The record is from RefSeq and is a predicted model, not a curated record. Lineage: Eukaryota; Viridiplantae; Streptophyta; Magnoliopsida; Malpighiales; Euphorbiaceae.